This is a messenger RNA of Gryllus bimaculatus (two-spotted cricket), 7931 nucleotides long. The record is from the annotation of a GenBank genome assembly. Lineage: Eukaryota; Metazoa; Arthropoda; Insecta; Orthoptera; Gryllidae.
AAAACAUCACCGAGGGAAAAAUACUAUGAUUGUAUGUAUGAAAAGAAAGCAUAUGCAGAACGACGUAAUUCACAGCCUGCUACAUUUGGCAGUGGUUAUUUCCUCGAAUCGUACAUGCAUCAUGGGAAACGGAGGCCAUGUUGAAGAAUGAGUUUAGAAGGCAGUGAUGCAGUAUCUUCAUGUUGUGAUGUCCUGGCAAGCACUAGCGUCGUCUCUUGUACGUCGAAAAAAUCUAUGAUAUUUAACUAUUUAGUGUGAUUUAAUUAAUGGACACUAUGCAAGCCAUUAUGUGUGCUGAUGACGUUGGAGCGUUGGAUUCCACUUUCAUUCCGAUUCAGGUGGAAGGCCACACACCAGCCUUUCGAUCUGUCACAACAUUGUCACUUGUGGAAUUAGGAAAGAAACUGUUAGAGAGUGCUAAGGAAGGUGACACUGAGCAAGUUCGACAGUUGAUGAGCCGAGGAGCUCCAUUUACAACAAAUUGGUUGGGCAUAAGUCCUCUUCAUUAUGCUGCUCAAUUUGGGCAUGUUGAGACAGCUGAAGUACUUCUUAGAGCUGGAAUAUCUCGAGAUGCUCGUACCAAAGUAGAGCGUACUCCUCUUCACAUUGCAGCGCAAGAGGGCAACACAGGUGUUGUGGAGUUAUUGCUGACAUCAGGGGCUGAGGUGGAUUCAAGGGACAUGUUGCGAAUGACUCCUCUGCAUUGGGCAGUGGAACGAGAACAUAUUGAAACAAUUUCUGUGUUAUUGCAACAUGGAGCAGAUCCUCAUUGCACAAGCAAGUUCAACAAAACAGCUUUCAGUAUAGCUAUUGAUAACGGUCGAGAGGAUAUUCUCCAGAUUUUGCAGGCCACUGCUCGACCAGAAGUACAAACCAUAGAAUCUGUUGAUGCUCUUGCUUUGCAACAAGCAACAUUAGCUGCAACACAGAGCUUGGCAAUGGAAUUGGCCCAAGCUCCUGCAGCCACUCACCAAGAAGAAGUGGAGACCAGCACGGCCGCAGCAGCUGCAGCAGCAACAACAGGAGAUGAAACUCCAGACCCUCCCCUUGAGAAAGUGUUUAUUCGACAACAUCCAAAGCCUGCAGCCCCAAAGAAAGUUAUUAGGGAAAUCUCACCUGGUCAACAAACUUUACAGUUGUUACAAGCACAUGGUAUCACAAUGUUACCUGCUGAUGAAUCAACCCUUGUUGCUUCAGCUGUGGAGAGUGGUCAGACUGUAGUGUUAACAGAAGCUGGACGGUUAGCAUUAGGAUUAACUCAGGCAGAGAAAAGUCCAGGUCCUAAAUCAACUCCUACAACGAGUAUAAGCCCACGUCCUCUGGCACCAUCUCCUAAGAAGAAAGUGAUUACUAUACGUGCUGGACCUCUGUUCAUGCCUGGAAAUAAGACUGCCAACAUUCUCAAGCGACCCCUCUCGUCAAGUGAUAGAAUCAUUUCUGCUCCCUCAAAAGUGGUGGUCAAGGCAGCACCACGUACAUUCACAGUGACCUCUCCAGUUAAGAAGCAGAGUCCUCCUACAGCUGUUCCAAUUGCAACAACUGAACCUUCCGCCAGUGAAUUAGCUCAACAACUAGAAGCUGCUCGGCGUGAAGUACAAACAUACAAGGAACUUUUAAGUCGGAAAGAACGUGUGGGGGCAAGUGUCCCGAGCACUACACAAUGUGAAUUCUACAACCAUACUGCCUGUACAAGUGCAAACAAGGAAAGUUGCUUUUCGGUACAGAUAUGUGAUCGACCUGAACCUGAAAAACGGAAUCAUUGUUAUGUGCUCUGGCAGAACAACAGCACUGGCAAACCAUACAUCAAGCUGAAGGGGUGCUUUCUGGACAAUAUUGAUUGUUACAACAAACGGGAAUGUGUAGAGAGCCGAGAGCCUAAAAAAGAACUUCUAUUCUGCUGCUGCGAAGGGAACAUGUGCAAUAGCAACUUCACCUGGAAGCCUCGUCUGCUACCUCCUGUACCUACAGGUGUUCCUGCCGAGCCACGUUCUGGACCUAAUGUGGUGUUCUAUAUAGUGCUGCCGAUGCUGGUAGUGGUGGUUGCAGUUAGCAUUAUAUAUUUCAUAUAUCGUCAACGCAAACAUGCCUACUUCAAUGAGGUUCCAACAGUUGAGCCACACCCAUUGCCACAGCGCUCUCCUGUACUGGGGCUCCGUCCCAUACAGCUGUUAGAGAUGAAGGCUCGUGGGCGAUUUGGGGCUGUUUAUAAAGCUCAGUACAAGACGGAAACUGUGGCUGUCAAGAUCUUCCCAAUUCAGGAUAAACAAUCAUGGGUAUCAGAAUAUGAGAUCUUCAGUCUGCCACAUAUGGAUCACGAGAACAUUUUACGUUACAUUGGGGUGGAGAAGAGAGGUGAGAACUUGCAAGCAGAAUUUUGGCUCAUUACUGCCUACCAUGAGAAAGGUUCCCUAUGUGAUUUUCUCAAAGCCAAUGUUGUGACAUGGGCUGAGAUGUGCCGGAUUGCUGAAUCAAUGGCAAGGGGCCUAAUGCAUCUUCAUGGAGAAAUACCUGCUUCUAAGGCUGAAGGAUUUAAACCAGCUAUUGCACACAGAGACUUCAAGAGCAAGAAUGUUCUUCUGAAGCAUGAUUUGACAGCCUGUAUAGCUGACUUCGGCCUGGCAUUACUGUUUCUACCUGGAAAACCAUGUGGGGAUACACAUGGCCAGGUAGGAACUCGGCGCUACAUGGCCCCUGAAGUCUUGGAAGGAGCCAUUAAUUUCUCUAGAGACUCUUUUUUGCGCAUUGAUAUGUAUGCGUGCGGCCUUGUCCUUUGGGAAUUGGCUUCGCGUUGUACAGCGCAAGAGGGCCCCAUCCCUGAGUACCUGCUUCCCUUUGAAGAAGAAGUAGGUCAGCACCCUACACUUGAGGAUAUGCAAGAGUGUGUGGUACAGAAGAAGAUCAGGCCAGCGAUCAAGGAGACAUGGCGCAAGCAUUCAGGGCUGGUGGCGCUUUGUGAUACCAUGGAGGAAUGCUGGGACCACGAUGCUGAGGCUCGCCUCUCGGCGUCGUGCGUCAUGGAACGAGUGGCCCUGCAGGCUCGCCUGGUGCCUGUACCAGUGAUGCCCAGCGCCCCCUGUGCUGAUGUUGUGCACAAGGAGUCCAACAUGUAGGCCGCUCAACCCACACCAAGUGGAUUUGUUUAUCGAGUACCUGCACUUGAUCUACAGUACCUGGAACAGAACUACCCGCAUACGCGCAUUGUAGCAGCAGCUGACUUCUUACAAGUCCUCACAAGUUUCUCACUCAUUUCUUCUUCUCCGGAUCUGUGUGCCAAUGAUUGAAGGAGCCAGCAGAAGAAGAGCGCCGUUUUAUAACCAACUGCCCGUUAGCAACUCGUGUGGGUACUUUUGUAGGUGGGGGACGCAUCUAGGAGCCGGCGCAUCAUCCAGCAGUCAGCACACUCAGGCAGCAUGCCCACAACACCGGUGUGUGUCUUCAUGAGAGGAUGAAUGAAAGAUCGAGCAUGCUUCGGAGAGUGUCACUCGGGGAUGAUAGGCCAAUCUGACGCGAUUCCCUAGCUGCGGAGGCGACAACCAAUGUCACUCCAUGCAGCCUUACCUCAGGCUCUGACCGCCACCUCUUGCCUGGUGCACUGCACCAACGCUGCGAAUCCACCCAAUUACAGCAGACAGACAGGUAUCAAAUUACGUACAACAUACCAUGCAUAUUGAGUUCCUAUUCUUCACUGUUGUUAAGUAUAUAUCGUGUAUAUAUUUUAUUAUAUUUUUUGUAUUUGGUAUAUUUUGACUAAGAUAUACCCUGCGCCUAAUUUCACAUCAUGAGUAUGUGUGUGUGCGUGUGAGAAUGUGGCUGUGUUGUGGGUGGCUGGGACACUGGGAGGUGCGCCGGCUCUUUCAGUGGUUGAGAGGCACCAGCCCUUGUCCCAAAGAAGGGGCAGGGUUGCUGGCAGGCUUUGCCCAUGGUGAGUGUUUUGGCAAAUGCCGUGUCAUUCCUGAGUAAUGACAGUCAGAAACUUCUCUCGAAGGUAGAGGCCGGCCCAAGCAGCAGCUUGGCUAGUUCUAGCGAGAUUAAGAGGAAACUCUGUGAAGUAUGUAGAAUUACGUAGAGUUUUUAAAUUUGUAGCUUUACAAGUACAUUGUAAUAGGUGUUUUUUUUAUUACAGUAGUUGUUCUUGUACCUAAUUUUUUAAUUACUAAGUGAGAUGUCAUUUUAAGACUUUUACAGGUUCAGAUGAAAACUCCAUGAGAAUUACUGUAACGGUUUAAUGUAUAGUCAAUUACCUCAGGUUCCAUGUCAGCUCUUGCAUGUUUCUUAUUUCUUUUUCUUGCCUGUUGUACCUUUCUCUGUUAUGCUCUUCCUCUUCUUUGUUUCUGACAUGAUCUUUUCUUGUAAAUGAAUUAGUGAUUGUAUAACGGAAAUUGUGCAUUUUUCAUAAUUUUGAGAAAAACUGAAAAAUUUUGUAGUUUUUAAAUUGAACACAAGUGUAUAGUAGUUGUUCAAAUACUCCACUACCUAACCAUCGAAAGAUGUCACUCAUUUUUAAGUGAUGGAAGAUGUUUUCAAGUGCUAAAUUUUUAUCUUUUGUAACAUAUAUGACAUGACAUUUCCUUUUAUACAAUCAUGUAUUCAUAAUUUUAGUUCCUUUCAACUCGGGUUUCUGCUCAGCCAUGUCAGCCAUUGAUUGAUGAGAUAAUCAUCUCUGACAGUAAAAUAUCUAGGGCUCUAGUCCCUGUUCUGAACCAUCUCAGCUCAUCUCGAUUUGCACUCAUCAUGCUCUUUUAAACUAAGCCCUAGGUGGAAGGACAAAAGGGUGGGUGGAGUGCAAGCAGGAUGCGGAGUGGGUGGAUCGGGGACUAUGGCUGAGCUCACCUCUUGCAGACCUCUUCCUCUCCCAGCGCAGCCCUCUGUUGCUCCUUUCUACUUUGGGCCGUGCGGAAGCUGGACGCUGAAGUGAUGUCAGUCCACUGGUAGGUGAUUAGUAACUUUGGCACAAAUAGACAGUUAUGUCAUUAGGGUGGUAUUGUACCUUCUGCGGCAGCUUAAGGCUUUUCAUAAUCUUGUUAGUACAUUAGCUCAUGCUAAGUGCUAGAUUACCAUGUUGUGUAGGUAUUUCAAAAAAAAAAAUGGCUUUUGAAGCUCUUCCCUACUUUUUAAGUUAGUAGUCCAGGGUGCAAGAUUUACAAGUUAGAAAUUGCUAUUUGUACUUGGACUUUAAAUUAACGUUAGGCAGCAGUGCCUCUGAGAUUCAUAUUUUCUAGUAAGCCUGUUGAGUCUGGGGCUCUGUCUUGUUCCCUAGAGAUGUUUCAAAUGAGGGCUUUUGGGUUGGCUCUGCAGCCUCUUUGUGGCCUCGGACCUGGGCUGUUCGAAGCACUCCACUGCCGCCCGGCCCCCCUUUCUCCUCUGCCCUUCCCCCCUGGUGCCUCUCUUCUUUGAGGGUGUGGCACCUGUGGGACGCAAGGGGGAAUUCUGCCUCUUCCCAUGGCAUGGCCCAGUGCUAUGUGUUUGCUCAACGAACCUCCUGUCCCAGUCAGCCCCAGCCCCAUUCUGCCCCCAGGCAGACACUACUCGCAACUUUACAUAACAUUGUUAUUGUACAGUCAAGUCAACAUCCUUACAACAAAAUAAUAAUAAUGGUGCUUUAUCGUCUUUAAAAGUUCAAAAACUACAUUUUUGCAUUCAUUAUGUCAUAAGUUUUUCAGGUUAUUUUUAUGUAAACAAUUUUCUUAUAACACUAGCCUAAGAAAUUUUCCAACAUACAUUUAAGAAAAAGAACAAAAAAAUGCACGAUAUUUUUUCAAAUUUAGAAAAUUAUAAAUAAUUGAUAUGUAUUUCUGGAGUGGCAGCUUAUUUGAAAGCACAUUCACGUACUUGGUAGUAACACUAUGCUGUCUAGGCAUGAGGAGAGCCAUGGGGUUUGGGCUUAUUCAUAGCAAGGCUCUAUGCUCCCAUGGUUUUGGAGUGACUCACUCCCUCCCCAUGGCUCUCCCAGGUGGAAGUUUCUUGUAAUUGAUGUAAAGAAAAGCAUUGUAUCAAUUGAGCUCUUUUUUAGUAUAAUGGUUAUUUUAAAGUGUCUACAGUUUAGUCCCUUGUCUGUAUGGCAAUAAUUUUAGUUGUUUGUUUAAAAAAUGUUGAAUGUGUCUUUGACCCAUUAUGUAGUUAACAAGGUCUGUGUGUGUCCAGAGGAGCACACCCUGCCUGUGCAACAUGGCACAUAGCGUUCCUAUUGCCCUGCGUCACCAGACAUGCACCAGCCAGAAAUUUCCUGUGCUGGCUCCUGCCAGUGACGCAUGCACUGAAAAUAUGGUGCACCAGCAAACGUCAGGGAGGGCAGCAGGCAGCAGAACUGGCGCAAUCAGUGGCCAGCACGACGGUUCCCUCCUGCACAAUUCUAACAUGACAGUGUUUUAUUCAGUUCCUGGUUUGGAGCACUAGGCUCGCCAUACUUUGCUGUGGUGCCUAUUUCAUUGACCACUUGUAGAGUCUCACUCCUGGAGAUGAAAUACCAAGUUUGUGCACUAAUUCAGGAGAAUGUCAUUUUAGAAUGGUGCUGGGACAGUGGUGCCAACCACUGGAAACGUGCUUCCUGCUGAAGUGCACUUGUUUGUAUACCGCAAUGCUGCUGGAUGGCACCACUGACCAUGUUCUGUUUCUUUGUCAUGCGUGCCAACUGAUAUUAUCAGCAUAGUUCAGGAUGCCAUUGAAAUACCUCGUGUAGUUGUAAGUUGGGCGAUAGUAUUCCAUGCAAUAGUAUUAUGUGUGUGGCUGUUUGUGUGUCUGUGUUGUGCGCCCUUGACUGGCGGCUGGCUGCCCCUGCCCGUCCCUUGCCAUGCUCUGCCCUCCCCUUUCGCAGGGCCUAAUUUAAUUUUAAUGGACCGGAGGCAAAAGUGCUCUUAAGGGCUUCAAAAACACAACCUGUUUUUUAAUGAAUGACGUUUAUAUCUCAAUAUACCAUACAAUAGGUAAAUUCCAAUUUGAUAUAUAAUGAACAAAAAAUACAAAGGUUUUUGAUAUGAAUUUGUUAUGCAUUUACAUAUAAUGUCUUUUCAGAUUGUUUUGAUUAAAGUUUCAUAUAAUUGUUUUAUAUUGUUCUAGGUAGUUUUUCAAUGGUGUUACAUUUAAAAGAAUUUUAAUAGUAAAGGAUCUCAACAGUUUUUAAUAAAAUUGUACAAAAAUUGUAUUGCAACUAUCUUACAAACACUACAAAUAACAGGAGCUAGAUAACUAAUUUUCAUAGACUUGUAAUCAUGAAAUGUCUUUUUCAUACUGCUGAGAGAAACUAAAAACCAACAGCUAUUACCAAUGCAAUGUAUAGAUAUUUUGUUGCAUUGUUAAUGCAGACUUUGUAUUACUGAAGUGAGCCCGACGCAGUUGCCGUUUGCCUAGUCCUAUGUAUAAGUUAGGCCCUGCGUGUCUUGUCGGCCUCCCUGCCCAGCCUCGCGCCAUAGCUCCCAAGCAGGGUGCUUCCCGCCAAGUACAAGCCAACGGAUACCUCCCCUUCCAGCCAUUCACUGCUCCACCCAUCAUUCCGAGUUCCACAGGUCUAGCGCCUCACUGCUGAGCUGUAGUAUUGUUGAAUUUACAUUUUGUAAAGGUACUUAAAGUUAAAAGAUGUUUAAAACUAAAUUAACUGGAACAUUUCUUGUACGUAUGUAUGUAAGUAUGUAUUUGUAUGCAUACGUGUGUGUGAUAUGUAUGGGGAAUUUUUGUGUUGUUUUUUUCUAAGCCUCUUCAUAUUUUGUCAUUACUCUGAGAAUGCAUAUGAGGUAUAAUUAUCUGUGUACUUUAGGUUUUGUUUAGCAACUUUCUACUGCUACAUAAUGUCAAUAUAAAAAUUUAAAUUACACUCUGUAGAACACAUGUGCAAAGUUUUGCAUCUCUUGCUCCUAAAAUCCUGCACUUGAACGUGCUACCUCCUUCUCCUUUUUACUUCCACCUAGAACUGGAUGAAGGUAGCUUCCUGCAAUUUAUUU